Molecule: messenger RNA, 3513 nt
Organism: Tetrahymena thermophila SB210
Lineage: Eukaryota; Ciliophora; Oligohymenophorea; Hymenostomatida; Tetrahymenidae
Exons: 8
Source: RefSeq, a predicted model, not a curated record
AUGGAGGAUGAGAGCGUAAAAACUCUUUUACGAUUAGCUCAGAAAGAUGAAAAAUAUCUAAUUUAAUUAUUGAAUGAGAAAGUUAAAAACGAUUCAGAGCUAUCAGCUAUUAAAUUAAAAAAUGAGCAACAAUAGAUGUUAUUAAUGUCUUAAAUUAAUGAUUUCAAGCAACUUGUUAGAAAAUAUGAAGACAAAAUCUAAAAUUUAGAGAGUAUGCUUAGAAAUUAUGAUAGUACACAAACUGCGAAUAAGAUUAAAGCCGAUUAAGAUGAAAAGAGUUUAAUCGAAUACUCUUAAGCGAUGAAACAUGUUUGGAAUAGCUUGAUUCACUUUUAUAAAAAUUUAAGUAUUCAGAAAAGAGCAGAAGUUUGUACACUUGUUUACGAUGAUUAGCAGGUAAAAGAACUUUUUACUAAGUUAAUUGAAUAUGUAUCAGAAGACUAUCAAGAAUUUUAAAGGGAGAUAGGAAAAUUGCAAAAAGAGAGCAUCUAGUUCAAGAUUAUGAAGGAAAAGUACUAAAAUUUUGAAAAUAUCAAAGACGAGAUGAUGUAAAGACACUAGAAUGAAAUAAAGUUGAUUGAAAAGCAAAAAGAAAAUAUCCUUGAAAAAAAUGCUCUCCUUUAAAAUUAAGUUGCUGAUUUAGAAAACUAGCUAAAGCUAUAAAAAUAAGACAAGCAGUCAGAUUAAUAGCAUCAAUAAAGAAAAGUGAAAAAUUUACAAUAAAAAAUUGAUGAAUUAAAUUAAGAGAUAGAAAAUUUAAAAUCAGAUGCUCUUAGAAACUAGCCUCAGCCAAUGCUAAAUCAUUAAUUAUUAUUAGAAAGAUAGCAUAGUUUUGAUAGAGAGAAAAUGGAGUACUAAGAGAGACUGAGAAUCUUAACUGAAAAUGAAAUAAGCUAAAUAUAACAAAUAAGUGAAAAGAGAUUAAAGUAAUAAUCUUAUGAAUUUCAAUCAAUAAUCAACUAAUUAAAAGAAAAGUUAAGUAUUUAAAAAGACAAACUUACUUAAAAUAGCAAACAUAUAGAAAAUUUAAAUUCAAUAAUUAACAACACUUCCACAAUAACAGAGAAAGAAUAGCUAUUAUUAUAAUAAAUUAAACAACUUGAAUUAUAAAAUUAAAGUCUAAGAGAAGAUUUAUAAAUUGCUAAAGAUUAAUAAUUACAGUUAAAUAUUUAAAACCAUAAAUUAGAGAGUGAACUAUCUCACAGCAAGACUCUAAUAGAUAAUCUGAAUAAUAUUCUUUAGGAUUUUCGUACUAAAUUUGAUCACAGCUCAGACAAUAACCUCAGUAAAAUAAAACAGCUUGAAUUGGAAAAGGAUGCCCUUAUAAAAUAGAUAAAUGAAUAAAAUUCUAAGAUUGUUUUAGUAUUGGAAGAAAAUAUUGAUAGAGUUAGGAAAGAAGAAAAAGUAAAAAGAGAUGAUCAGCUUAAUGAGUUGAAAUAGUUACACAGAAUAGAAAUUAAUUAAAUUACUCAUAAAUUUGAAUAAAAGAUAAUUGAUCUCAAGGAUCAAAUAAGAGCUUAAAUGGAGAAAUAACAGUUAAAAUUGGAUGAAUAAAAUUAAAAUCAAUAAAAAAUGAAAGAGCUUUUUGAGAGAGAAAUUGCUAAAUACCAACAACAGAUAAACCAAAUAAAUUUUGAGAAUUAAAACCUUCUUAACUAGUACAAAGAUGAAACUUUAAAGCAAUUAGAAACUGUAAAAUAGGAAAGGGAAAAAGAUUUAGCCAUAAUGAAAGAGUAAAAUGACAAAUUUAAAGAAAGAGUGAGAAAAAGAGCAUUAGAAGAUGUCUAAAAAGAACAAAAAUAAUAAAUGGAGAAGUUAUAAUAGAUAAUAAGUGAAUGGGAAUAUAAAUAUAGUUAAGUUGAAGAAAAGCUUACAAAUCAGCAUAGAAUACAAACAUAAAAAAUUAUCUCUUAGUAUGAUUAGCAAAUUGGUGAGCUUAGAAGUAUAAAUGAGAAUAAAUAAUUCGAAUUGGAGUAGAGAGUGAAAAAUUUGCAAGAAUAAAACGUUUCUCUCAAGUAAACAAAUAUUGAAUUAGAAUAAUAGAUGAGAAUAACAAAGUUAGAAAGCAAUAAGUGCAUAGAAUCAGCUUCAUCUUACAAAAUUAUGAACGAGGAAUUGAUUAAAAAUUAUGAACAACUUCAAAAUCAAUCUCUCAAAAUGUAAAAAGAGCAUGAAUAAGAAGUUGAAAAGUUAUGCAGUGAAAUUAAGGAAAUAAAAGGAAAAGUCUCAUAAAUCUAUGAAGAAUAAUGCAAUUAAUAUUUAACAGAACAGUAAGUUUUUGUUAAAAAUAUGGAAAAAAGUGUUAAUGAAUUGCAAAGUCUCCAUAAGCAGGAAGUUCGAGACCUGAAAGAGUAAUUAAAGGAAAUGCAAAUACUAUUUAAUUUAAGACCAAGUAAAACAGAAGAUGUAAAAACAAUAAGCUAACUUUAAGAAGAACUUACUUAAGCAAAUAGGAAAAUAAAUUAGUUUGAAUUAGAAUAUUAAAAUAUGAAAAAAACUUAUGAUGUUUUUAAACCACAACCUUAACCUUUAUCUUCACAUGCUGCUUUACAUUAGAUCAUUAAUAAUAUAUAAUUAAACGCAUCUUCAAUAGUCAUUCCAAACAAUAACUUUUCUCAUAAUUAAGUUAUUACAACUCUCAAUAAUUAGAAUUCUCGAAAGGCAAUUACUCCAACAAAAAAUUAAUAUUCACCAAUAGCUGGUUAAAAAUUAAACCAAAAUAGUUAGUAACAAAGAGUAUAAAGCUCUUUAAGUAAUUAUCGCUUGAAUUUAUCAUCUACAGAUGAUUUAAUUCAGUAUUAGCAAUCUUAAUAAAAGAGUGGAGGAAAGGAAGACAUUCUAGGGAAAACUUUAAACGACAUUGAAUUUUGCAAGUUAGACGAGACGGUUCAAUCUAAGACUACUAUAAAUAUGUCUAAGACUAGUAAUUUAAAAAGAAACCAUAAGCCUAAGAGGAUUAAAACAGAAUAAGAAGAUGAUGAUGAAGAUAGAGAAAUUUACAUAUAAAAUAUAAUUAAUAACAAUAGGAAUCAAAGUCGUAUUGGUAAAUUAUUAAAAGAGGGGUCAUAAGUUAAUUCGAGUUUAGACCAGUUUAAAAUAUAAGACUCAUAAAGUCCUUUAAAAAACAACUUGAUUUAAUAGAAAAUGAAAACUAAAUUUGGGUUAAAACUUACUUUGUAGGAUGCCAUAUAAAAAAAAAGUUAUGGUGUCUCCAAAGAUAAAUAUACUUUUGAAGUAGGAAAUGUUUAGAAUCAACUACCAGAAAGUGAUUUAUUGCAUAAAUUCAAUACUAUAUCUAACACAAAUAACCAAAAGCAAAAUCAAAAUCAAAGCAACAAUAAAAACUAAAUUAGCAGUACAAAAAGACAGCGAUUUAAUACCAUAUCAAAUUUAGGUGAAAAAAACUAGUUUUUAAUGCCUAAAAAUAUACAAUUUUCAAGAAAAAUAAGAGACGAAUAAUUGAAAUGUUUAUCUAUGACUAGGCCUAUGAGUUCUUUAGAAUUUAAUCAAUGA